Cordyceps militaris CM01 is the source of this 3240-nucleotide messenger RNA. Its product is annotated as nuclear pore complex subunit Nup85. Bases 1 to 3240 code for a protein of 1079 amino acids. Gene Ontology annotation, cellular component: nuclear pore outer ring. Gene Ontology annotation, molecular function: structural constituent of nuclear pore. NCBI's taxonomy places the organism in Eukaryota, Fungi, Ascomycota, Sordariomycetes, Hypocreales, Cordycipitaceae. The record is from RefSeq and is a predicted model, not a curated record. The transcript is spliced from 2 exons. Gene Ontology annotation, biological process: positive regulation of DNA-templated transcription; protein import into nucleus; mRNA export from nucleus.
AUGGCCAGCCGAUUCGUGGUGCCCGACAGUAGCCCACCCAGCAGCGCGCCCUCAACACCCGACCGAUGGCCGCAGCGCAGCUAUGGCCUACCUGAUCUGGGCGGCCAGCCCUCGACGACACCUGGAGGGCCGCCGCCGCCCUCGUCUGCCGCCUCGACGACGCCUGCAGGAGCGCCCUCGGAUGCCUUCCUCGGCAGCUCCAUCAUGCGCGGCGUCAGCAAACCCAGCUUUGCCGGACGCACACUGUUUGAACGAAGCGAUGCCAGCAACGCGCCGCUCGGCCGCUCUAUCCGAGGGCGCGAGCUGGGCCCGUCUGGCUUAAGUCGACAGUUCAACUUCGAUGAGGACGCCGAAGGCGAGGAUGUGGAUGCCGAGGGCGAGGACGAGCUGCCUCCCCCGCGCGGCAGCCUUUUCCGCAUGUCGCACACUGACGCAUAUCAAGCUCCUGAGGCUGAUGCGGAUGGCGAUGAUAUGGAGGCCGAGAUUGAACGAUUUCUUCUGCAAGAAAUGGCCAUGCAGCAGCAAACCGCGGACGAAGGCCUCACGCUCGACGACAAAGGAUCUGAGCAAGGCGACAUGUUCCUUAACAUGCGACACGAUGAUAGACCAUAUGGCCAGCCCAUCAUCGGCGAGGGCGACGACCUCAUCAUGCUGAAUACGCCCGCCGCUACCCACAAGGCCCGCAAGGAAGCCGAAGACAUAUUCCGUCGAUCAUCUGCACACUUUGGCGCGUCCACGAAAAACAAGGAGUUCCGAUUCGGUACCAUCGCGAGAGACAUUUAUACGAGCCAAGACGCCGCUACUCUGAGCGAGCCGACUGAUCUGAUUCUCAGCAACGAGGCUCUCGUCUGUCGUCUGUACAAGGAUGGCGUAGGGGCCGAAGAAGACGUGGACAAGAUGGACAAUUCCCUUGCCACUAUCUCGUAUCGCCUGAUUCAACUCUGGAAUGAUUACGUAGAAACCUUUCCCGAACCCGAAGGAGAGGAUUUUGCGUCUAUUGGCCCCGGCACGAAGGCCCAGCCUUUUGAAAAGGCCGCGUUCGUCGCCCACCUGAUUCUCCGCAUCCACCACACAAGAUUCGACCCCGAGACCGAGCAGGAAAAGACACCGCCGCUGCCAGAGGUCCUCUUUAGCUGGCUGGAUUCCAGUCACAAUCUCUUCCCCGACCAAGUUCGCGAAAUUAGUCGAUACAAGCCCAGUCCAGCAUGUCACAGCUUGUUCUGGCAAACCUUGCGAAACGCCUUACUCCGAGGAAACGUCACUGGUGCGUCCCAUCUGCUGAAGAAUGCUGGAUGGGAGCACGUACGCAAAGGCACGCGUGGAGAAAAGGCAUAUACGGGCAAGGCUUUUGACAAUGUCCGACGCUUUGCCGCUGCCACCUGUGAGGUCCUGGAACAGUGCCCUGCCGCUAACGGCGACUGGGAUAUCUGGAACAGCGCCUGGACUCUGUUCCGUGUACGCGCCAAGGGCUCAUUGGAUAGACUAACUCUUUUCGCAGAGGGUCGCGAAGCGCAGAUGGAUGAUUAUAAUGGCGGCUACGGCUCUCCCGCCCAGUCCAUGACCACAAUGGCAAAGGAAGCGUCGAGCCAGCUCCCAUGGGAUGUCUACGAACACCUGCAAACGGUGUAUGGUAUCGUUCUUGGCGACCACGAGGCCAUUUUGGAGACUGCUCAGGACUGGUGCGAGGCUACGGUGGGACUUUUCGGAUGGUGGGACGACAGCACACAGCGGCGCAAGCAUCUGCGUAUCACACAGGGCCGUUUCAACGCUUCGACGAGCCGAUUCGGGGCUUCCGAUGACUACUUAGACCGACUUUCUGAUGCCUUCCACAAGGUCAUCCAGUCUGAUCUAAAUCCCAAUACGAUGGAUCCCGUUGAGGUUGCGCUUGCCUCUACGUUCGAAGGUAACGUCACAGCAGUGGUUGGGUGCCUCCGAACCUGGUCGCUACCCGUCUCAUGCUCGGUUGCGGAGAUUGCCUCGCUUGGCGAGUGGCUUCCGCCCACAAAAUUGGCCACUGAUUUGCCAUCAGAUGGUCUCGACAUGGACGAUCUGGCGCUUCUUGGAAUCACACAGCCGUCCGAAGAUGAGAAGCAAGGAAUCAAAGAUACAACACUGGUGCUCUAUGCCCGGGAACUAGCCGGCAUCGAGCAUAUGUCCCCGCAACGAGACGGCUGGGAAAUAGCGAUUCAGGUUCUGGGUCGAAUGGAUCUUGCAGACAAGUCAGAGCAGACUGUGGGCGAACUUUUACGAGACUUGCUUGCAACACUUACCCAGCACUCGGGUCACACGGUAGACAAGAUGUGGAGGAUACUUAAUGAGCUAGGCAUGAUGAACUUUGCCGAGGAGACUGCCGAGACAUUUGCGGACAUCCUGGCCAAGGAAUCACACCGCUAUGGUGAAGCGCUAUGGUAUUUUGCGCUGUCGCACAAGACGGAGCGCGUUCGCGAGGUACUGAACUUGCUCACAUCGUACUCGCUGGUUCAGUCCACAGCGUAUCCAGCAGAAACGGAGCUGGAUAAUGAACUUAAGAAUCUCUUGCGAAACCGCUCAGCGACGUUGGAGAGAAGAGCGGAGCAGGAUCUCGAAGCAGCACAACUACUUGGUCGCAUGCUGAGUGGGUACGCGACACUUCGCAAGUUUUACGAGCUGCGAGACGAAUAUGCGCAUGAAGAUGCGUCGUCGUCCAAGGCAUUGUCGCUACGGAAGAAGGCUGCGCUUGCACUGGUGGCAGCCAUUUCUAGCUCAGACGAUAAUAUUCGUGGCGGUCUCUACGACGACGCACGAGAUGCGGUCAUCAGCGAAGACUUCCUGCUUGCCCUGCUAGGAGAAGCUACAGUGUUCCUAGGCCAGAAGCCUUGUACGGUGUCUCUCGAGCAGAUCGACAUUCUUCUCAAGGCGAUUGAGGACCUACAGACAGUGGGCUCGCGCGUGUACGAGGCGUGCGACGAGUUCUUCAAACUGGUGCUGGCCUCUGGGCAAGGGUUCAAGGGGUCGACGCCAGCGGAUCUGCUCAAGUCGACCAACGCGCUGGGGGCGAGCAGCUACAUGAUGACGGGCAGCUCGAUGCUGGUGAGCCAGCUGCACAAGACGGGCCGGGUCGAGAGGGGCUGGGACUGGCGCAAGCAGUGGCAGGCGUCGACCAAGAGCGACGAGGUGCUGCGCAGGCUGCGGCUGGGAUUGGCGCAGGAUCUUGCGGCGCUGUGGCUGGAAGAUGCGGACGGCGCGGCGAGGGCGUUUUAG